Beta vulgaris subsp. vulgaris (sugar beet) is the source of this 1249-nucleotide messenger RNA. RefSeq lists its product as hypothetical. The transcript is spliced from 9 exons. The record is from RefSeq and is a predicted model, not a curated record. Gene Ontology annotation, cellular component: chloroplast. NCBI's taxonomy places the organism in Eukaryota, Viridiplantae, Streptophyta, Magnoliopsida, Caryophyllales, Amaranthaceae. Bases 57 to 992 code for a protein of 311 amino acids.
CAACAGCCAUAAAUUUUGCGGGAAAAGAAAGUAGGUCCAAAACAAUAGACAUAGAGAUGGAGAGAAUAUUAUCCACAUUCCACAUGGCUCCUGUUAUCUCCUCAUCUUUGUGUUCAACUCCCACAUUCUUCCCACGAAUUCCAACUAAAAUUACUUCCAUUUCUUUAUGCUCUCAUCACACUACUACCCCUCUUUGGCUAUGCAAUGCCAGCAAGAAAAAACCCGGAUUUUUCGAUCAAAUUCUCGAUUAUAUUGAAGGUGGGCCUAAAUUAAGGAAAUGGUAUGGAGCCCCUGAUCUCCUCCCAAAGGAUGGAUCAAUAGCUGAAGAAGAGAAUGAUGAUGAUGUAGAGGAAGCCAAAGAUGCUGUUCUAGUAACUGAUGGGGAUAGUGAGAUUGGCCAGAUGGUGAUUUUAUCCUUGAUUGUAAAACGGGCUCGAAUCAAAACACUGGUUAAAGAUAGGCGUGCUGCUCUAGAAGCCUUUGGAACCUACGUCGAGUCAUUGGCUGGAAAUGCAAGUGACAAGGUGUUCUUGAGCAAGGCCUUGAAAGGUGUUCGGGCAAUUAUAUGCCCAAGUGAAGGUUUCCUGUCCAAAGUUGGGAACUUGCAAGGUGUGCAACAUGUUGUUCUCUUAUCUCAGUUAUCUGUGUAUAAAGGUGCUGAUGGCAUUCAAGCUCUUAUGACAAGCAAUGCACGAAAGUUGGCUGAAGAAGAUGAAUCAAUGGUAAUGGCCUCAGGAAUCCCAUACACUAUUAUCAGAGCUGGCUCUCUGCAAAAUAUUUCCGGUGGAACACAAGGGUUUAGCUUUCAAGAGGGUGGUGCAGCAAAGGGAAGCCUAAGCAAGGAAGAUGCCGCAUUCAUAUGUGUCGAAGCACUUGACUUAGUGCCUGAGACUGGACUUGUAGUUGAGGUGAUCAAUGGCGAGGAGAAGGUUUCUGAUUGGAAACAACGAUUCGUAGAGUUGUUGGAGACGAAGGAGAAAGGUGAAGGGUGACGGCGAGCAAGGCCAUGGCAUUUCGAGCAUUAUACCAGAAUUCCAGUAAUUAGUUUCAUGUUCCACUAAUUUGUUUAGAUAUAAGUAUUUUAAAAACCUUUGCUGUUUUUUAUUUUCUUUUCCAAUGCAAGUGAAUAUAUAUCAAGUACCUGAAGUCCUGAACGAUUUUUACAAGCACUUUGUAAAAAUUAACAUGGAGCCUUGCAAACCAACAAGCAGGGGAAUUUCUGACUAAAGAUACAGAUCCCAAAUAUCAA